Messenger RNA from Erigeron canadensis, 1082 nucleotides. Its product is annotated as TATA-box-binding protein. The record is from RefSeq and is a predicted model, not a curated record. The transcript is spliced from 10 exons. Gene Ontology annotation, biological process: DNA-templated transcription initiation. Gene Ontology annotation, molecular function: RNA polymerase II general transcription initiation factor activity; DNA binding. NCBI's taxonomy places the organism in Eukaryota, Viridiplantae, Streptophyta, Magnoliopsida, Asterales, Asteraceae. The coding region runs from base 207 to 809 and encodes 200 amino acids.
CCAAAAUCCCUCUCAAAUACAAAGCUAUAUAUAUAUAUAUAUAUAUAUAUAUAAAAGCUACAACUUUUUGAAUUCUUACCGCUAAUAAUCCAACCCCUUUUCUUAAUUCCCUCUAAUUUUUGUUUUUAAAUCUCUUAUUCGUCCUCUGAUCUCUUUAAAGAUUCAAGAAAACCCUAAUUCAAGAUUUUGCUUAAUAAAGAUCUUUUAUGGCUGAUCAAGGGUUGGAAGGAAGUCAACCAGUUGAUCUUUCUAAACACCCAUCUGGGAUUGUUCCCACUCUUCAGAAUAUUGUAUCCACAGUCAACCUGGAUUGCAAGCUAGACCUUAAAGCUAUUGCCUUGCAAGCUCGUAAUGCUGAAUAUAACCCCAAGCGUUUUGCUGCUGUGAUCAUGAGGAUAAGAGAACCCAAAACAACAGCUCUUAUCUUUGCUUCUGGGAAGAUGGUUUGUACAGGAGCUAAAAGUGAACAACAAUCGAAACUAGCUGCACGGAAGUAUGCUCGGAUUAUUCAAAAACUAGGAUUCCCAGCAAAGUUUAAGGACUUUAAGAUACAAAAUAUUGUUGGUUCAUGUGAUGUCAAAUUUCCCAUUAGACUCGAAGGCCUGGCAUAUUCUCAUGGUGCCUUUUCAAGUUAUGAACCAGAACUGUUCCCGGGGUUGAUUUACCGAAUGAAACAACCGAAAAUCGUUUUGCUUAUUUUUGUUUCGGGGAAAAUUGUGCUAACAGGAGCCAAGGUUAGGGAUGAGACUUACACCGCAUUUGAGAAUAUAUAUCCAGUGUUAACCGAGUUCAGGAAGAAUCAGCAGUGAUAUGUGAUAUCUGGUUUGGUGUUAUAAUGUUAUGGAUGAGAAUUCAGAGAAGGGCUCAAGUUUGACUUCUGAAAACGUUCAGAUGCAAAUGGGACUUUGACUUUGACUAGACUAGACUAUCUGAAGACAGAUCAUCUACUGUAAAUGUAAAUGUACGUUGAAUCUGAGGAUUGAUUGUUGCAACUCAAAUCAUAUGAAGAGACAUGUUUGGCAACUUUUUAUGGUCCACAACCCAACUCUUUUUUCUGCAUUAUAUAAAAUUUUGAUUUUUGA